Messenger RNA from Cokeromyces recurvatus, 468 nucleotides. RefSeq lists its product as uncharacterized. The transcript is spliced from 3 exons. The coding region runs from base 33 to 416 and encodes 127 amino acids. Gene Ontology annotation, biological process: regulation of mRNA processing; spliceosomal complex assembly. NCBI's taxonomy places the organism in Eukaryota, Fungi, Mucoromycota, Mucoromycetes, Mucorales, Mucoraceae. The record is from RefSeq and is a predicted model, not a curated record.
UUUUUUUUUUAACAAACAAAUAAUUAAACGAAAUGUCUAUAGACAAACAAGAUCGCAAAAGAAAAAGAUCUAUAAAUCAUCAUAGUUAUUCAUACAGUAGAAAAUUAAGCUAUCACAGACAUGAUUCAAGGGACUUCGGUUAUAGAUCGAGUCAACAUAAACAUACGCGUCCAAAAUAUAAAAUUAAUGAGCCUUCUACUCGUAAAAUAAGUACUUCAAGACAUCGUUCUUAUUCAACUGGAUCGGUCUCUGAAGAUAUUGAUGGAGAAGAGGAAGAAGAUAGAAAAGAUUAUUGUAAGGGCGGUUAUCAUCCAGUGCAAGUAGGUGAAAAGUAUAAAGAUGGCCAGUAUACUGUUAUUAGAAAAUUAGGUUGGGGUCAUUUUUCUACUGUAUGGCUCGUGAGAGAUCAAAUGUAAGUAUUCUAAUUCAUUUAUUUCUGUAUGGCUAACUUGGUAUUCUUCAUUGUAG